Messenger RNA from Gigantopelta aegis, 3661 nucleotides. RefSeq names its product cathepsin F-like. The coding region runs from base 83 to 1867 and encodes 594 amino acids. NCBI's taxonomy places the organism in Eukaryota, Metazoa, Mollusca, Gastropoda, Neomphalida, Peltospiridae. Gene Ontology annotation, molecular function: cysteine-type endopeptidase inhibitor activity; cysteine-type endopeptidase activity. The transcript is spliced from 15 exons. The record is from RefSeq and is a predicted model, not a curated record. Gene Ontology annotation, cellular component: lysosome.
UGGCGUGUUUAGAAUGGCUAUAAAUAGCCUCGAUUGACUUCCGUGUUUUAUUUGGUAAAUUAUAUUGUUUUAAGACAACAAAAUGAAGAGUCUUAUUACGUUGCUAUUUGUACCAACAGCGUUAUGUUUUGGAGGGAUUGGAAUGAUGCCGGGGGGAACUGUACCGGCUGAUGUGAACAGUCCUGAAAUUACGAGCGCUGCCAGCACAGCCUUGUCAACACUGAACUCCGAGGAAAACAGCAACCGAGUGUUGGUGAAAGUGAUCAGCGCCCAAACACAGGUUGUAUCUGGUGCUAAGUACUACCUUGACCUCCUAGUUCGUGAUGGAACUACAGUAGAAAAGUGCCACCUGGAACUUUGGUCCCAACCUUGGUUGAACCACUAUGAACUGCUUGUAAAAAAUUGUCACGUAAUCUCCAAACGAGCUGUCGGCAGCCACAUGUUGGGUGCGCUGGAGCCGAGUCAGCUCAAUGGAGAUGUCCAGAGAGCUGUUCUUUUUGCUGUUGAUGCUCUCAAUGGCAAGUCCAACUCACUAUUCCGAUCAGUUGUGAAAACUGUUAGCCAUGUUCAUCGACAGAUUGUUGCUGGGGUCAAAUUUGUGUUCACUAUGAAUAUGGUAGAGACCUCGUGCAGGAAUAAUAAUCAGAACACGGCGAAGGGACUGUCUGAAUGUCCGGCCACUAAUGGAGGCAUGAAUCAACACUGCCAAGUGGAAGUUCUGUACCAAGCCUGGAUGACUCCACACUACACUCUUCUAAAAGAUCACUGCAGGAAUGCUGACAAGCUUGAAGGUCCUUCAAGAAUAGACACAACUAAGCUGAAUAGUCCAUUACCAGAUAUGCUAGACAUCCUCCCACCACUUCUUCCCAAUGCUGGAGUAAAGCAGCCAGAGAGAGGACGUGAGGGUGGACAGAAACUCUUUGGGAGUGAUCUCCAUGACUACUGCCAUGAUCAGGUCGGACCAUUUAAGGAGUUCCAGAUGAAGUAUGACAAAGUCUACACUGAUAAAAUGGAGCAUGAAAAAAGGUUUUACAUCUUCUGUAUGAACAUGAGAAAGGUGAGAAAACUCAACGAGUCAGAGAAGGGGACUGCUGUGUAUGGAGCGACAAUGUUCGCUGAUCUUACAGAUGCUGAAUUUCAGGCCUACAAGAGCAAACCCUGGGACGAGAUAACUAACCAUGGCAAGGAUAUCUUGAAGCCGGCUCGUAUCCCUGAUGUUGACAUUCCUGAAUCCUUUGAUUGGAGAAAGCACAAUGCUGUGACAGCUGUAAAGAAUCAGGGUUCAUGUGGAUCUUGCUGGGCCUUCUCCACAACUGGAAACAUUGAAGGCCAGUGGGCCAUACACAAACAGAAACUGUUGUCACUCUCUGAACAAGAACUUGUCGACUGUGACAAAUUGGAUGACGGCUGUGGUGGAGGAUUACCGUCCAAUGCAUACAAAGCCAUCAUGAAGCUAGGCGGCCUUGAGUCUGAGAAAGCGUACAAGUAUGAAGGUGAUGAUGAGAAGUGUAUUUUUAACAAGACCAAGGUCGUCGUCAAAAUCAAUGGUGCUGUUAACAUCUCCAGCAAUGAGAAAGACAUGGCUGCCUGGCUAGUAAAGAAUGGGCCCAUUUCUAUUGGUAUCAAUGCCAAUGGAAUGCAGUUUUACAUGGGAGGCAUUUCUCAUCCAUGGAGAAUUUUCUGUAACCCAGCACACUUGGAUCAUGGAGUCCUCAUUGUGGGAUAUGGUGUUGAAGGAAGUGAGCCAUUUUGGAUAAUUAAGAACAGUUGGGGUCCAAGUUGGGGUGAAGAGGGCUACUACAGAGUGUACCGAGGCGCUGGUGUUUGUGGAUUGAAUACAAUGUGUACGUCUGCAGUGGUCAACUGAUCUAUACAUUGGUGUUCUUUACAGACCUUACAUUGAAGCUUCACCUUCCCACCAUAUUUUCAAGUAUUAAAAAGAAAACUUACAUCUAGAAAAUAAAUGGGCAGUCUCCGUGUUUUGUUUUAAAUGUAAGCAGAAAUAUCAAGACUAUAUUGUUAAAUUAAUGGUUAAAAUGUAUUUUGAAGUCGUUUUAAAAGUUUACCUCUUUUUUGGUGGGUGGAGUAAAUGCUGUGGAUGUAAGUAAUGUGUUCAUGACAAGACUGGGUUUUUUCUCUAACUAUUCAGAAAAAUAUUUACACAAGCUUUAUAUCAACUUAUUUGUAACAUUUAUAUUUCAUUUCAAGAAUGCUUGAAAGUACUGAUAAUUAUAGCUUUAUUUUUCUAGAACAUUUUGUAAAUAUUUCUAAGAAUUAAGGUACGGCAACCUAUUGCAAUUUACCAGAACUCUUGAUGGUUAAAAAAUACAUGCAUUUCAGGUAUGUGGGGAGGGUUUCUGGGGUUGAAACUCAUUCUUGCUCGAGCAAAUUUACUUCUUUUUUUCAAUGUAAACUUCACUCACUAUAAUCUAGACCCUCCCUUCUAAAAUCCCUGCAUGCACUCCUGUAUUUAAUUUUUUAAAUUCUGAAAUAAAGACUGCACUUCCUGAAUUAUUCUAGAUAUUAUUACAUUUAAACAGAAUACAACUAUACCCGAGCUAUAUAAUCUCCAGUAGGUAUAGGUAUGAACCAGUAUAGCCAAUCCCGGUACAAUGUAUAUAAUUGAGGACAUUUAUUAAACAAAAUUAUACACAUUAAUUUGAUAAAGAAUAGUUAAUGCAUUUUAGUUUAUUGGGAGUGAAUAAUAAACAAGUACAUAUAGUAUUGUAUGUAUUUAUCCUAUGACUUGCCAUAUUAACCCAUUUGAUAUUUUUCUUUAUUAACGGUGUUAAUUUUUUUUUGCUGUCAAUUGAUAAUUUGUUUACAAGCCAACAAGACUGGUGUACCUGAGGGUAAUGUUUUGAUAAGAUUUAGUUACCACGGCCGUAGCUAGCGGGGGGGCAAGGGGGGCAUUUGUCCCCCCAGAAAAAAUCCGGAAAGCAUUAUAGAAACUAAAAGAAAAAAAAUGUCUUGACUGUUUAAGGAGUUUUAGACUUAACUACUCCCCCCCCCCCCCCAAAAAAAAAAUCCUAGCUACGGCCCUGGUUACAGUGAAUGACGUCAAACUACAUUUGUGCUAAACACGGUGUCAUAUUACCAAUUGAGGCUACUUUAGAAUUGUGACAAAUCCUCUAUUUUAGUAGCUUGAAUAUUCAUGGUUUAUUAUUUUUUAUUAUUAUUAUUAUUGUUAUUAUUUAAAGGAACGGUAAAAAUGUUUAGCAAUAAUGGCUUUCAAAUUGAAAUCGGAUACAGAAUUCAGCUGAUGCGCCAUUUCUCAGUGUACAGUAAGUAACAGGAGAUUUACAAUACAAAAUGAAAUGUGUAACUGCCACGUUGAAAAUUGCUUGUACAAGCAGUAGUACCAAAUUGCUAAACUUUUUCAUCUUUUUAUUGUAUAUACUUCCGGUUGUGUUUCAGUUUGUAUAAAAUGUUAACAAGUUGUAUUUUACGCCAUUUAAACUAUUUUGUUAUUGCAUUGCUUAAUAAAGAAAUAGAAAUUUAAUAACACAAAUUUUUAAUUUACAUUUUUAUGAAUGUGCCUUAUGUUUAACAAAAUUUUUAAAUGCUUACUAACCUAGUUUCCUUCAACAGCACAUGGAAACUAACCUGUGCUGGGUUUACAACUACACAAUUGAAAUAAAACAUUCCUGUACAGUAAAAA